GUCAACAAAAACUACAAAAAACAAUGGGUUCAUCUCGCAGUUAAUAAUUUAAUUUUAAGGUUUCUAUUCUAUCUUUUAGACGCCUUCGCCUUGCUGAGCUGACGUCUGACAGUGCAAGGUGAAUCAACGGAAGCACUGUUAAGGUACAAUACGAUACGACAGCAUUUCCGUGCAGUGGCGUCUGGAUAUCGAAGCGUAUUUGGAGAUUAGUUGGGAGCCUAUAAGUAAACAUAAUGGCAUGGACGAGAUAUCAAAAGUUUCUAGCUAUCAUGAUGGUGGUGACAGGAUCAAUAAACACACUCAGCACCAAAUGGGCAGACAAAAUGGACUCUAAGAACUCAGCUGGUGAGGUGACAUUGUUUGUGCAUCCCUUCCUUCAGGCUUCAGCUAUGUUCCUCGGAGAAAUGCUGUGUCUGCUGACGUUCAAAAUAAUGUUUUGGAUGAACCGCAACAGAGACAACCCACAAAACACUUUGAUCCAAGGCAACCAGAACUUCAACCCUUUUAUACUGAUGCCGGCUGCCAUGUUUGAUUUGGUGGCCACAUCGAUAAUGUACAUAGGUCUCAACCUGACCUACGCAAGCAGCUUCCAAAUGUUCCGCGGAUCAGUGAUAGUGUUUGUUGCACUGAUGUCAUCAAUUUUCCUCGGCAGGGUCAUCUCCAACCACCAAGCCAUAGGAAUCGGCUUGGUGAUAAUGGGUCUCGCAUUGGUAGGCCUGACGGAUGCGCUGUACCAGUCGGACGAGGCGAAGGGGAGAAACAGCCUCAUCACGGGCGACUUGCUUAUCGUCCUCGCUCAGGUCAUCACUGCCUGCCAGAUGGUCUAUGAAGAAAAAUACGUUUCAGGGCUAAACAUCCCCGCACUGCAGGCGGUUGGGUGGGAAGGAGUGUUCGGGUUCUCGGUGUUAUCCCUGCUGCUGGUGGUGUUCUACUGGGUGCCGGCGCCACCCCACUUUGAUAGCAACCCGCGCGGCACUGUGGAGGACGUGAUCGACGGCCUCGUGCAGAUAUUCAAUAACUCCAAACUCCUGGUGGCGAUACUGGGUACCGUGAUAUCUAUCGCGUUCUUCAACUUUGCCGGCAUCAGCGUCACUAAAGAGAUGUCUGCCACCACACGGAUGGUGCUCGAUUCUGUCAGGACCAUAGUGAUCUGGUCGGUGUCAAUCGCGGUGGCGUGGCAGGUGUUCCACUGGCAACACCUCGUCGGUUUCGCGGUGCUCAUCACCGGACUGUGCGCCUACAACGGGCUGCUGGCGCGACCGUGUGUGCGAAGCACUCCAUCCGACGACGAGACCCGCAUCGUGGUCGCGGAUGCCGACGAGGAGUAGGCGCCCACGACUACGACGAGUGCAGUGUUGGUAUGGUGAACAUGGACGCGCCUCUUAACUAUGGACGAUAUGGAACUUAUAUUAUUAAUGUCCGUCAAUAGUACGUCGUAUACGCCACGUAGACGCAUGGAUACUCCUGUUACGGCCUUAACACACUAGUGGUUUGCCAGCGGAUGCAAAGCGAAGCGGACGCGCAGCGGAUGUGUUGCGGCUGCGCAGCAAAAACGUUGCGAGAGCGCGGCGGAUUCGCGACGUUUCCAUCGCGUUUUUGUAGCGGAUUAACGACGUACAGUACAUUCAGUAACUUUCAAAAUUCAGAAAAAUUCGAAAUGGAUUCUGACGAGAAAACAUUACUGUUUUAUUUAUUUAAAAAAAACAGAUAUCUGGCUAAAAACAAUUGUUUAUAUUAUAUGUAUUUUUCUUUCCAAACCAACAAAUCAUCGCAGGUUAAUUUUUCGUCGAUUAUAUUUUUAGUUUGAAAGAUCGUAAAUUUUGUCUACUAUUACUAUUAUUCGAUCGUACAUCGUACAAGAGCCAAAAACAAAUACAAAUACAAUUUAAAUCGCACGUUUGGCAACACUGGGACGGACUGGCUUGUGUACGAGACAGUACAAUAUUGUGCUUCCGCAACGAAUCCGCUGCGGAUGCGGAACGUAUCGGUUGCGAGCCCGCUCCGCUUUGAAUACGCUCGCAAUCCGCUGGUGUGAUAGCUCUGUAAGAGCGAUGCCCCAUUAGUGCGUUAUUUGCGAUUGCGACUUAGCUGCUUCGUUUUCCAUGAAUUUUAAAUAGACUUUUAGAGAAUUUUAAAUAGAAUUUUAAUUAGACGGCCGCGUGGCGCAGUGGGUAGUGACCCUGUUUUCUGCAUCCACGGCCGUGGGUUCGAUUCCCACAACUGGAAAAUAUUCGUGUGAUGAGCGUGGGUGUUUUCCAGUGUCUGUGUGUAUUUAUACAUUAUAUAAGUAUUUAUAUGUAGUAUAUAAUUGUAUAUUAAUAUUAUAGUAUCAACUACCUUAGCACCCAUAACACAAGCUACUCUGUAUGCUUACUUUGGGGCUAGAUAGUGAUGUGUAUUGUUUAAGUAUAUUUAUUUAUUUAUAAAUGUAUUUUUUUCCUUUAAAAUCUGCUCAGAGACCUAAGCGAAGUGGCACGUCGAUUCUCUUUGUACUAUGAGAGUCCAUCAGAACGCACAUCGUGUACGCAGCCGCGUAUGCGCAUGGAUGCCGACACGGACGCGCCUUUGUACAAAUAGUGUCCGUCAAAAUGUCAAACAUGGACGCAAUCAUCGACGCCUCUCCUUUAUACAACGAAACCGUGACUUGGAAUGACUUCACUUCACCAUAGUAUAAUCCACGUCUAACUUGUAACACGCUGAAGUUUACUAUACUAAAAAUUGUUUUUUAUAUUUUUUUGAGACGUGAUUACAUGAAAAUAUUAGUUUUUAAAUAUGUUUUUGACAAUACGAGCCAAAACGCUUGUCGGCCAUGACAGUCCAUAUUUCAACUGUUUCAUGACGUCACUAUAAUAAAUCCCAUACAAACGGAGCGUUUGACAAAAAUAUUAGUUAACAAUUAGUUCGACGUUUAUUUCAUCAAGGGUGUUUUUGACGUUUGGAAAAUUUGAAAAAAUACGUGAUAUUUAAAUUAAGUUUUAAAAGAAAUCCUUAACUUUUAUGGAUUGAUAUCGAUGUAUUUUGGACCCUUAUUCCAUGUACUACACGAAAAAAAAUAAAGAAUAAAAAAAUAGCCCUCUGCUCUGCUUCCGAUUCCGGAGGGUGUGGGUUCGAAUCCGGUCCGGGGCAUGCACCUCCAACUUUUCAGUUGUGUGCAUUUUAAGAAUUUAAAUAUCACGUGUCUCAAACGGUGAAGGAAAACAUCGUGAGGAAACCUACAUACCAGAGAAUUAUCUUAAUUCUCUGCGUGUGUGAAGUCUGCCAAUCCGCAUUGGGCCAGCGUGGUGGACUAUUGGCCUUACCCCUCUUAUUCUGAAAGGAGACUCGAGCUCAGCAGUGAGCCGAAUAUGGGUUGAUAAUGUUGUAACAUUAAACAAGUGUUAACUAUAUAAUGUUUUUGCUUUGUAUUAAAUUGUUAUUGAUAUAAGUUUGGCCAUAUGUGUGUAUUUUAUUAGAUAUACUCGUAUAUAGCUUAUCUCGAUAUACGUUAGAAUAUUUUUUGAAUGUAUAACAAAUGUAAUGACUGUGUUUCUGGAGGGCUAGCGUAAAGAGAAAAAAACAAGGUUGACCAAUAGAGGCAGAACAUAUUCAACGACAAAUCUUAAAUUACAACAAUAUUUAUAUUUAUAUGUACUCUACAAUAAUAUAAUACAAUAAACGACUUAAUUAUUAUUACAGAGAUAUAAUAUUAAAUUCUAGAAAAAAACACGUAAAUUUUUUUCUUAAUGUGGCGCGUUCAAUUUCACUUUACCAUUUGUUUUUUUUAAUAUUUUUAUUUCUCACUAGUUAUAAGAUGAAUUAUUAAUGUGAUAAAAAUGAAUUUAUAUUUUUAAUUAAACAUGUUAAUAUGUAUCUAAAAACUUGCCUAUUAGUUAAGCAUAUUAUAUAGAAUUAAGUAUAAUUGCUUAGCUUAUAAUAACUAUGAUUAAAAUCAUGUAUCCUUAUAAUAAAAAUUAAACAAUGA
This is a messenger RNA of Bicyclus anynana (squinting bush brown), 3961 nucleotides long. RefSeq names its product solute carrier family 35 member F6 (gene Tango9). The record is from RefSeq and is a predicted model, not a curated record. Bases 234 to 1328 code for a protein of 364 amino acids. NCBI's taxonomy places the organism in Eukaryota, Metazoa, Arthropoda, Insecta, Lepidoptera, Nymphalidae. Gene Ontology annotation, cellular component: membrane; intracellular membrane-bounded organelle. The transcript is spliced from 9 exons. Gene Ontology annotation, biological process: transmembrane transport. Gene Ontology annotation, molecular function: transmembrane transporter activity.